Molecule: messenger RNA, 3951 nt
Organism: Frieseomelitta varia
Lineage: Eukaryota; Metazoa; Arthropoda; Insecta; Hymenoptera; Apidae
Product: microtubule-associated protein futsch-like
Exons: 12
Coding region: 24-3086 (1020 amino acids)
Source: RefSeq, a predicted model, not a curated record
GGGUCGGCGGUGCCCUGACAUUGAUGGGCUGCGUCAGGGAAGCGUCGCCCCCGCCGCAGAAUCAUCACCAUCAUCAUCAUCAUCAUCAUCAGAAUCAACAUCAACCUCGGACGCUCGGCCUCGGCGAGUACUCCGCGCAGAACAGCGUCGAUCCGCUUCCAAAAGAGCCGAAGAAGCGUCGCUUCCAUCCGCUUCGUGGCCUGAGGAAGAUCUUCCGGCGUAAGAGCCGAGGGGCGGCGGAUGCUCGAUUGGUCGCUGGCCAUGCUGAUCAUCGGGACGCGGAGCUGGUUCGGCUCCCGAGGGAGGACAUCACCGACAGACAUCCUGCGGGACGUCCCGAGGAGGCUCGCAGCAGGAGUGCCAGCGAGCUGCUCACAGACUCGUCCGAUCGGGAGAGCGGACAAACCGCGUCGAAGAGAUGCAGGCUGACGGCAUCGUCCAAGUCCCGCCGUUCCUUCAAACACGUGUUCCUCAGGAGGACCGGCGUGGAGGAUUCGUUCGCAAAGCUACGGGGAGGAGCGGGAAAAUUGUCCGUAUCGCACGACAGCGUUUUCCCCGGAGAGGUCCCUCACACUCGGCCUCUCUCGUCAUUGGCCAGCCUAGCUACCCUCGAGCGGAGACAAACGAGAAAGAGCAACGAGAUCGAGCACAAGGAGUACAAUCAACACGUGGUCCAGAGGCACAGGAUAUCUCUUCGGGUGCUCGAGCAAAUAAAGACGGUCAUAGAGAACCGGAACCAGUUAGCCUCGGCGACCUCCUCGGAUACCACGAGCGCUGCACAUGCGGUCGGUGAACGUUAUCAGCAGGAAACCGCCGAGAAUCGUGUCAUCGGCCUGGAGAAGCAGGAGAGGAACGGAGAGGAAACCCAAGCGAAGGGCAAGGUCGAGGAGAAGAGGUUCGAGUCGACAAGAUCGACGUGCAAGAUCGAGGAUCGGGCAAGAGCGAAGCCAGAGAGCCGACGCGCGAUCCCUCAGGCGACGAAAGAACAAUCGGUUCGGGCCGAGGAUACGAUCGAGGUAAUCGAUCAGAUCGCUUCCAGUGAUGAUUCUUGCCUUAUCGGAGGCGCGUUGCACGUUACUAGAUAUGUUGCACGAACGAUGCAGGAUAAGAAGACGGCAGAGGAUGACUCGGCAGGAUUCGUCAGACAGUGCAGGAUCGAGGAUCGAGGAGCGCGCUCGAAGCCGGAAACGAGACAGAGGAUCCCGCCGGUGAUCAAAGACACACUGGCGAGUCCACGAGCCGAGGAGGCGAUCGAGGGUUCGAAAUCACCAAAGGACGCCGUCGAUCGUGUCACACCCGUGGCCAAAGAAGAUUUACCGCAACUGGAAAGCGCCAGCUUGAACCACACGGCGGCGCACCAUCGGAUCUCGGUGAGGCCUAAAAAUCGGAGGCCACCGAGGCGCACCGGCUCGCAAACCGCUAACACGUCCACGUCGACGAUCACGACGAUAGCGGAGGACUCGUUGGACAGCCUGGGCCAGCAGAACAGCAACGCGUCCUCGCCGACGGAGUCGAAGAACGCAUCCGUCACGAGGAAAUCGUCGAGCAGGUUGUCGCGCACGUCGGACAUCUUCGAGGAGCUGGAAGCCAAGCUACCGAGGAAACCGUCAAGCGUGGCCUCCCUGUCCCCGGACAGUCUGGACGCGGUGUCCGGCUCGAGGACGAGCGUCGAGGUGAACGAAGAGCAGCCGGAUGUUCGACCGGUCGUCAGAAAGCCGUCAAAUCGAACGCCGAAGAACACGGAGAUGUUCGAGGAGCUGGAGUCGAGGCUGCCACGAAGGAGAUCCUCCAACCGACUGUCCAAGUCGCCGGACAGCCUGGAAGUGGCGUCCAGCUGGUUCUCCAAGUCCACCGAGGGCUUCGACAAACUAACGGAGUACGAGGAGGCGAAGCCGGUGACGCGGCGACUGUUGAACCCGAUCUCCAAGUCGACCGAUCGCGUGUUCAAGUCGUCCGACAGUCUGGAAGCGAUAGAGGCGCUCACCAGCGACGAGUCGUUCGAGCGUAGGAGAAGCAGCUUCGAGCUGCGCGCGCGUAGAUCCUCCAAGAGCAUGUCCAAGUCGUCGGAGAGCUUCGAGGUUUUGGAGCAGACGCAGAUGGUCGGUACGGAGACCUCGGCUCUGCAGGAGAGCCUGCAGAAAAGGAGCAGCAUCUCGGAUAUGAAUCUGUCGCGCGGCAGAAGGCUGUCCAAGAGCAUCUCCAAGUCGUCGGAAGAUUUCGAGAGGAUCGAGAUAAGCGAGCUGAAGGACGAGGAGGAGAACGUUGUCGUCAGAGACAGUUUCGGCAAUUGCCGCAGGAGAUCCUCGAAGCGAAUGUCCUCCGAGAGCUCGGACAAUCUGGAGUCGGACGAUAAAUUGGAGAACAGGCGAGCGAGGAGGACGCCGAUGAGAAUACCGAGCACCAGUUACGUGGACAUCGUCCCGGCGGAUAGCCAGGAGCAGGAGGAAGAGAAGAGACCGAUCGCGAUGAGGAAACCAUCCAGGCUUCAGAAGUCGUCCGAAAGCUCGGAGCUCGGCAGCACCGAUACUUUGGACUCCGAGAGAAGGAACAAGUCGUCCGAGAGUACAGAAACUCUGGACAGCCUGGAGAGAGACAUGGACCAGGAUAGGAAACAGGAGGACCUUACGGACGCCGUUGCGGACAGACGCGACAAAAAUGAUACAUGGACCAAUAAACCUCUAAUGACGUCGCAUUCGGAUCAGAUCUCAAUGGCGGACGGCAUGGCAGAGGACUCCCGAUCGUUGAUCUCGCCGGACAAAUUCUACUGGCGUCAGACGUCAGAAUCGAAGGAGAACAUCGACAUACACCAGCUGCUAGCCAUCACGAUAGUUACCAGAAUGGCCGACAACGGCAAUAACCAACGAAGCUCUGUGAUUUACCCUAAGAAGAAGCAACAGAUCACCACGUCGCAGCCUACCUCGCCAGUCGCCAAACAAGAAGACAACAAGAUGAUCUUCGAUAAUCUUCUCGUCAGCAAGAACGACGAGGAUUUGCAGAACAUGUUGAACGGCAAUAUAUCCGAGGUGUCCACCGAUACGAAGAGUUUCAAGGAGAAGCUGAUCAUGUUCGAGAAACUCGGCAAAUGAACGCUACACGUAUCGGCAAAUGAACGCCACAUACGCAUACAUACACACACACGUACAUAUUGAUUAAUUAACAACAGGCACGCGUUUGAUUUUCGCGAGAGGUGAAGAAGGAUCGACGAUCGAAAAGAAAACACACACUCUGGUCGGAAACCAUGGCGAAGGUCUUGUUUUCCUCUGUCAACUAUUUUACACGUAGAUUUCAUUUGAAUAGACUGGAGAUACGAACGAAGACGUUCGGCUGGCUAACAAAACUACAAGGCGGACAAUAAUUGUAAAAUUGUUUACUUCGAACUUUUAUAAUGUUUUUUCAUCAUCGAGGCGUUCAUCUUCGUUUCUCACCUUUGCAAACACCAGAGAACAAAAGAAGGAAAAAAGUUACAAAAAGAUCAUCAAUAUGUAAAACGAUUUGUUUUCAAGUUCGUCCGUGGCAAGAAAGUUGUAAGGUCAAUAACGUUUGUCGGAGCGUAAUUACUCGUUCAGUCGCCCGUGUAUUAUUUAACUUCCUCCGGUUGCAGUCGUCUUUUCUUCCUUGUUCUUCUUCGUUUCUUUUUCUUUCUUCCGUUCGUAACAAAAGUCGCAAACACAAUAAGAUUGCCGGUCUAAUGAUGCAGUAUUAGAUGGUGCGCGAUAUCGCGAAGCAAUGUACUCGCGCGUCACACUUGCAAAUUCAUCGCGUGUUUUAGGAGCUUAGUGUUUCUUGUUGUACAGUAGCUUAGAGUAUCGCGCCAAUAAAUGUCGUGUUUUCGUUCCGCCGUGUAUAUACGAAGAGAAAAAAAAAAGAAAAAAAAAGACCCCCCGGUUGCAGAAUUAGAUACGAACGAAUGGAGUAACGAACAAAACGAGAGAGUAUACCAGAGGAAGAAAA